This is a messenger RNA of Solanum verrucosum, 1750 nucleotides long. RefSeq names its product putative late blight resistance protein homolog R1B-12. Bases 32 to 1750 code for a protein of 572 amino acids. The record is from RefSeq and is a predicted model, not a curated record. Gene Ontology annotation, biological process: defense response to other organism. Gene Ontology annotation, molecular function: ADP binding. Lineage: Eukaryota; Viridiplantae; Streptophyta; Magnoliopsida; Solanales; Solanaceae. The transcript has a single exon.
CUUAGAGAUUCUUAAACAAGUUGUAGGCAAUAUGGAUGAUAGCCCAUCUGAAGACUUGCCUGACAAGUUGCGCAAGAGUCUAAUGCACAAGAGAUACCUCAUUGUUUUAGAUGAUAUAUGGGAAGUUGAGGCUUGGGAAGAGUUGCACUUAUCGUUCCCGGAUGAUGAAAAUGGAAGCAGAGUAGUGCUAACAACUCGAGAUGAGGAAGUGGCUAGGCAGCUUAAGCACCACAGUGAUCCAUAUUUUCUUCGAUUUCUCACCGUGGAUGAGAGCUGGGACUUGCUUCAGAAGAAAGUAUUUCAAGGAGAGAUUUGUCCCCCAGAGCUACUUAAAACAGGAUUACAAGUUGCUCAAAACUGCAAGGGAUUACCUCUUGUGAUCGUUUUGAUUGCUGGAAUUAUUGCAAAGCAAAGGGAAGCCUCUUUGUGGCUUGGGUUCGCAGAAGAUUUGAGUUCCCAUGUUUUAGAAGAGCAAAGCAUGAAGAUAAUAGAAUCAAGUUAUGACCAUUUGGAGGACCAUUUAAAGUCUUGCCUGCUUUACAUGGGAUUGUUUCUAGAAGACCAUCAAUUUCCAGUAUUCAAUUUGCUAAACUUGUGGAUAGCAGAAAAUUUUAUACACAGCGUGGACACAGAGAACGUUGAAGAAGCAUCUAAAAUUUGCUUGAAUGAUCUAGUGAACAGAAGCUUAGUAAUUAUUUCUCGAAGGAGAGAAGAUAAUGGUGAGAUAGAGUACUGCACUGUUCAUGAUGUAGUGCAUGAGUUUUGCAUGAGGAAACUUACAAAAGAAAAGUUUAUGCAGUACCGGCCUUCAAAGGAACCCCAAUAUAUUAGGUUUAUCCAUGAUGAUCUUGUUCACCAAUUGUUGCAGUAUACAAAAUCAUUGGAUAGGAUUCCAAUGUUGGCAGGCUUGAAGGAAGGAGAGUCUUUUGCUCAAUGUCAUGAUAGGUUUCUUAAGUUUAUUGCUCAUCCAAAGUCCCGUGUUUGGGAAAAGACUUUUCCUUUACUCGAUAACUUAAGAUUUAUUCGGGUGUUGCAUUUGUCAGAUGUCUGUUUGGAAAGACGUUCUUGGACUACAGCAGUGCAAGCAGUAACUCACUUGAGAUAUCUUGCAAUUUGUACCCAAGAAUUUGAUUUCCAGUGGGUAUCACACCUACACUAUCUACAAACUUUGCAGGUGGUGGGGAAUAGUGAUUUUUCAAGGCGUUUCGAGACAUCCCCUUCUAUUUGGAAAAUGAAGAAGCUAAGACAUGUGGAUAUACAGGAUUUUUCCUUCAAAUGGGAAGACAAUGAUCGAGCACUGUUCGAAGAAUCUUCAUCAACUUUGUUACCAGAUUUGAAGACUUUUGGAAAGUGUCGUAUAUACUUGGCUGAUAAGACUCCGGAGUUCUGGUGGAGAUUUCCAAAUAUUGAACAACUCAAGCUCCACUUUAUUGAACCAGGUUAUGAAGUUGAUAUGCCUAAUCUUGAAGAACUCCCACUUCAAUCUCUCGAACUGUGUUUUUCACGCCCGAUUUCAGGCUACAAAUCCAUUGGACAGGCCCGCUGUGUUGUCUUCCCUUCAAAUCUAAAGGAUUUGUCCCUUGAUAGACUUUGCCUAACAGAAGAAGCUUUUUCACAACUUGCAAGUCUGCGAAACCUUGAAAGUCUCAAACUACGUAAUAUAUACUUUAAGCCGGAAAGUAGAUUCAGGCAGGCUGGAUAUAGCAUAUGUUGGGAUGUCAGUGAUUAUGAGUUCCUAGCACUCAAAUAG